UGUGUUUGUCUGGGUGCUUCUCCUUCUCACCCUCACACACACACACACACACAUGCCAGCCUCUCGUCUCUGCACUGAGGAAACCCUCGUGUGUGUGUGAGAGUCUAACUUUCUGAGCUGGAUCUUUUAUCCUUUUCAUCCCCAAACUCCAAGAAGGUGCCUUGAAAAAGUUUCUCCUCCUCGUCUGACUGGAAAGGAAACAUGACAGACGCAGCCACCAACAUGCGGCUGAAGCUGCCGAUCAUCUGCUUCGUCCUGCAGAUCAUCCUCAUCAUCCUCUUCGGUGUGCUGGUGCAAUACGACCAUGAGACGGAUGCAAAGGAAUGGCAUAACCAAACCCACCCUGACUAUGAUAACGACUUCUACUACCGCUAUGCAAGUUUCCAAGACGUACACGUGAUGAUCUUCAUUGGUUUCGGCUUCCUUAUGACCUUCCUGCAGCGUUACGGCUUCAGCAGUGUGGGCUUCAACUUCCUGAUCGCAGCUUUUGCUCUACAGUGGGCCACACUCAUGCAGGGUUUCUUCCACGGAAUGCAUGGAGGCAAGAUCCAUAUUGGGGUGGAAAGUAUGAUCAACGCUGAUUUCUGCACUGGUUCUGUACUGAUCUCAUUCGGAGCUGUUUUGGGUAAAACCAGUCCGGUCCAGCUGCUGGUUAUGGCGUUGUUCGAGGUCGUGCUGUUUGCUGUUAAUGAGUUCAUUCUGCUGACUGCUCUGGGGGCCAGGGAUGCUGGUGGUUCCAUGACCAUCCAUACAUUUGGAGCCUACUUCGGCCUGAUGGUGACCCGAGUCCUGUACCGGCCUAACCUUGACAAGAGCAAACACAAGAACAGCUCAGUCUACCACUCUGACCUGUUCGCCAUGAUCGGUACCAUCUACCUGUGGAUGUUCUGGCCCAGCUUCAACUCUGCCAUCACAGCUCAUGGAGACGACCAGCACCGCACCGCCAUGAACACCUACUACUCCUUGGCAGCUUGUACUCUGGCCACCUACGGCAUGUCUGCAAUCACAGCCCACGACGGCAAACUGGACAUGGUCCACAUCCAAAAUGCUGCCCUGGCCGGUGGCGUCGCAGCGGGAACAGCUGGUGAAAUGAUGCUGACACCUUUUGGCUCCAUGAUUGUUGGUUUCUUGGCUGGCGUCAUCUCUGUUCUGGGUUACAAGUACCUCCAACCCAUUCUGGAGGAAAAACUGAAGAUCCAAGACACCUGCGGGGUUCACAAUCUGCACGGCAUGCCCGGCGUCCUGGGGGCUAUUGUGGGAGCGGUCACUUCUGCAUUUGCAACCAAAGAUAUUUAUGGAAACGGUUUGGGAGACGUGUUCCCUGAUGUGGCGAGCGGAGAAAUCGAUGCAUCUUUCCAGGGUGUACGACAGGCCAUUUCUCUGGCUGUCACCCUGGGCAUGGCCCUGCUGGGAGGACUUAUCGUCGGGUUCAUUUUGAAGCUGCCCAUCUUCGGAGCUCCUCCUGACACCAUCUGCUUUGAGGACAGCGUCUACUGGGAGGUGCCUGGGGAAGAGGAGAGUCACGAUGAACAGCUGACCACAGUGAGGACGGAGGAGUCUGAGAAGCUCAACUGUUAAUCACACACAAGACAAACAGGCACAAUCACACACACCACACACACUCUGAGGUUUUAACAUCCUAGCACUUGAGACUUCACUCUGUAGGUUGUAUAAAUAAAAAAAGAAGAAAAAUGUACUCCCGUCUGCCCUAAUGUUGACAACCAGCUGUCAAAUGUCAGUUUUUACAGGUCAAAAAUCAUGUUUUUUUUUACAAAAAAAGAGAUAACACCUUUUCACAGGUUAUUGACAGCAUUGACCACUAGAGGUAGAUCUAGAGCUACAUUACUCUGUGCUACAGGCCUGUGAAAAGGGUGCAGUGGGAAAUGAUGUGUCUAUUUGAUGAAAGAUGGUGUCUAAUUGUCCCCUAAACCAGGCCAAGACAUGGUUACAGAAUUUAAUUUCAGCAGCCAGUUCAAACCAAAGACAAACAGACUCUUCUGGAGCCAGAAACCUGCAUUCGAUACUAACUGAGUCACUGUUGGGAAACAGAAAUUUAAAAAAUGGGUUAUAACCUUUUUUUUUUUUUUUUUUU
Messenger RNA from Scomber scombrus (Atlantic mackerel), 2092 nucleotides. RefSeq names its product Rh family B glycoprotein (gene rhbg). The record is from RefSeq and is a predicted model, not a curated record. The transcript is spliced from 10 exons. Gene Ontology annotation, cellular component: plasma membrane. NCBI's taxonomy places the organism in Eukaryota, Metazoa, Chordata, Actinopteri, Scombriformes, Scombridae. Bases 202 to 1578 code for a protein of 458 amino acids. Gene Ontology annotation, molecular function: ammonium channel activity. Gene Ontology annotation, biological process: ammonium homeostasis; ammonium transmembrane transport.